UGUGCCGUGUCCGGCGACCUGCGACACAUAGUGUCAGAGCGAGGAGCAGGGGCGGCAGUAACCAUGACACUACAGCCUCUGCCAGCUCUGUACCUAGCAGUGCUCACGGUGAGCCAUGGUGGGGCCGCCCAAGCGCUCGACACGCAGACGACGGCUCCAGACUUCUGGUGGGACCUGACACUAAACCACAGUGCUCCCAUUAGCACGGUACUCGGAGAACACGCUGAGGGUGAAGGAAGGGAGGUUCCCGAAAAGGAAUUACCGUUCGCCUGGGACCUGGGAUGGGCAGAAGGCAACACGAGUACGUGGAGUGCCGGUGGAUCAGCAAGGUGGACAGCCUGGGCCUGGAAAUCCAACUGUGACUCCAACAUAACUGGUGGUGGAUUCCUCUUCAACAAGACUGGAGAGGAAACAGCGCUAGGUGGCGUCAGCUGGCUACGAGAGAACCAGAGUAGCACCAUCACUUGGAACUGCUUCGCGGAAGGGAAUUUGACGGGACCUUUACCAUGGAGUAACUGGGAAUUAAAGUUCGCCGACGACGUAUUGAUUGGAUUCAUGACCGAAAGGACACGCUGGGGUUUCUACGUAGGUUCGGACCUGGUUCUGAGCAAACACUGCGCAAACGGAAUGCCCGUGGUUGGCAAGCUCUACAAGUUCCGGCAUGGGAAGGAAAUUGAGAAGUCCGUUAAGGACGACCCGUUCAAAACAGUUACAUAUUCGAGGCGGAAGCGAAGCCCCGACUUCUUCGACAGGGUUGGUCAGAAGGUUAAAGAAUUGUUUGAGAAGGCUAAGAGGUUACUUGGUAUCGGACAACAACAAGACGGGCAAGGCGCUCAAGAUGAUCAGGAGGGAAGAGAUGGAGGACAGAAGUGCAACUCGUUCUUGGAUCUCGUGAUGAGGAUCAUUAACCUGAUAUUCAGGAGACGAAGCACGCCAGCAGGUCCCCCAGGAAGUCCCCCAGGAGGGAACUUACCGCCACCUGGAGAUGCAGAUGGUGGAUCAGCAGAAGAUGACUUAGGUGGAGACCCCCCAGGCGGAGCCAAUGUACCUCCACCUGACGCGGAAGAGAUAGACACAUCUCAAAACGAUGCAAUUCGGGACUGGGAAUGAAGGAAUUUGUUGCAAAAUGGCAUCUGUAUCGGAGUAUAAUAAAAGUAAACUUGAUUUGUUCUAAA
Cryptotermes secundus is the source of this 1175-nucleotide messenger RNA. RefSeq lists its product as uncharacterized. The transcript has 5 exons. The record is from RefSeq and is a predicted model, not a curated record. The coding region runs from base 64 to 1110 and encodes 348 amino acids. Lineage: Eukaryota; Metazoa; Arthropoda; Insecta; Blattodea; Kalotermitidae.